AUGCCUAAUGAAUACGGGAGCAGGCCGUGCUGUCGCCUCAUUAAUACUGCACUCGCACGGGGAGCCCGACCGGCCCGGCUGCGUCGUACUGCCGCCGCCCACCGCGUCCCGGCGCGGCACCGGAGCAGAACGCGGCUCUGCGGCGGCGUCCUCGGGGCCCGGCGCCGGCAGCUGGCGCCUCACAGGAACAAAGCUGCGGCACGCUGUCGGCCUAAUGCCUCUCUGUGUUGUCACUUAAGGUCUUUAUUGGUAUUAAUUGAUACGAUCGGAGCAACUUCACUCCCCAAAUCCCCAAAACAUCACCUCACACCCCCCCGGCCUCCUCCGCUCGCUCUGAAGCCUCAAACAGGUGGACGGCUAAAGGCAAAGAGGCCCCGCCCACUGCUGCAGGUAACACAGCUCAGACACAUUCAGUAUUCAUGUCUCUGCGCCUCACACUCACAGGAGGAACUUUUUACUCUCAUCACUUUAAGGAUUCGAGAACGAACCUGCAGACGGAGCAGAGGGCGAAAUAACCCACAGAGACCAGGACAGGAUCUUUCAAAGGUUUUCAAAGUUCCAGGUCCUAAAAACCUGACCCACUGUUUCUCUCUGGGCCUCAGUCAUCUGAGAACAAACCUCCUCUGAACUUUUGAGGAGGACUUCAGGUUCCCCUAAAGUCAAAAACAGGAGGGGGACUACACGAGUCCAAACUGUGACCCUGAAAAACACGGAGAGAGGACUUGGAGGAACAGACGGACUCCUGUCAGUCAUUGGAGGAAAAUGUUUGAAGUCCUUCUAAGAACUUUAAACCUAAAAAUCCUCCACAGUCAAGGUUCAGUGGAGAAGAACAUCUGGAUCUUCAGGGUGAAAACUGGAUCAUGAUCUGAUUAAAGAGUCAACAGGAAAGUUCAGAGCAGAGACAAAGGAACAACAGCUCCAUGUAGACAUGGAGGUAGAUGAACAACAUUUUCACUCAUUUAGACAACUGAAGGUCCUCACACACCGGGGCCGACGCCAGUAUAGAACACAAAAGUACAAAAUAUUCAGAGGUGAAUUUUGACGCUCCUGACUUUAAACAUCAAGCCUGCUGUGAUUUUACGACUUCCUGGGGGGGGGAAGACGAAUCCUCGGGGAAAGUCCCGCCUCCUUCGCCUCUGAUUGGCUAGAAAAACUGGAAACGUCAUCACACACUCAAGCCAAACGGUCAGCACUCAUAGCCAAUCAGAGGCAAAGGAGGGCGGGACCUUCCCUUACCUACAGCGUCCCAGGUGGAAGCGAGAAGACUAAAGUGGAGUCUACUUCAACUUGAAGUGAAGGUGAGUUGGUCGUCCUUUAGUUUUCUCUAAAGAAAAAGAAACGAGCUCAGGAGGAUCAAUAUUAGACCAAAGAAGAGAACUUUUCUCUGCUCGGUUCAGGAGCUGAAACUGGACCACGGUCACUUCAGAACCUGUUUUCAGAUCUCUGUUAGACAAUCUGAAGUUCUGCUGAAACAAUGAGCUCCAAGUUUGAAGAGGCAGAGGACUAGACUCUGGUGUUGAGAUGUCUGUCAUGAUAGCAUGUACUGAGUCGGGUCAGUACCAGAUAAACACAUGUAACCAUGGUAACAACCGUUAGCUUACGUUAGCACAGAUGAAAGUUCAAACAAAGACGUUUAUCAAACUGUUAAAGCUCACAAACCAUCGUCAAAAAUCACUCUGUUCUCCGACACGGAAACAAUCAGCCGGUCGGCCAUGUUGGAUAUACCGGUGAAUCUGACGUCACAACAACACGCAAUCUGAUUGGUCAGAAGUGGACACACAGUCUGAGAAACUUUAGAAAAAUCGACCGUGAUCAGAAAAAUAAAUGCUGCAAUAUCGCAGGACAGGAAAACUGAUGUGAACGCUUGUAUUGACAAAAAUAUUGAUGUCUGAAAUAAUCGCAGGACAAAAACGUUCCCGGUGUGAAAGGAGUGAAAACAGAGCUGUGCGCUGAAGACGGACUAAAUGACGUUUUUAGGUCACAGUCGUGUUUGUCUCUGAAAAAGAGAACCUUCUAACACAGUAAACCUUGUUUUGCACCUCAGGGCCACCGUACACCAGGACCCCUCUGAGACCUGAAUCAGGUGGACUCCUGCUGAGUCCGUCUGUGGGGGUAAAACCAGGACCAGGGUCCAACAGAGAGGAUCAGAGUCGGUGAAACCAGAUCAUCCUUGGCCCUGACCCCACCCUCUGCAGCUCCUUCACACCAUCAGGAUCCAGACUGAAGCUUCUUCCUGGAUUUGGAAUCAGGGUCUCUCUGAUUGGUCGGUUCUCACAGCCAAUCACAGCAGGUUCAACGUUUUUCUUUCUUUAGUUUCUUCAUAAAAACCUUAAAACUGUCAUGAUCAUUAUUAUCACCGCACUCACACGUGUUUCUGAUUCUUCAUAAAUCUGUCCUCACCUGAACAAAAACACCGAAUCUUUUUCCUCAUUUACACUGAAUGUCUUAAUUCUUCCUCCUCCUCGUCUCCUCUCCCCCUCCUCCUCCUCUUGACUUAAACUGCACAUGACGUUGGUAACCUGAGCAGAUUUGUUGUGUCACACAGAAGUAUCUCCUCCUAGAAAAUAGUUCCUCUCAGAGCCCCACUUCAGUGUGACACACAACAAAUCAGUAAACGCUAACGUUAGCCUCCGUGGUUAUUUAUGAUUUCAUAGCUACGCUUUGUGACGCAGCGUGUAAAAUUUAGUGCAUGACUAUCAGGACGAACAUCUACCCGCCCCGUGGCGUGUAGCCUUCCAAAAUAAAGUCGGCAUGUUUUAGUAUUUUAGUCGCAUUUGGUGAGUGGCGACCGGCCAGCCAACAGCACUGCUCCAAGGUAAGUCUCCUCGUUAAGUCUCCUAGGAAAGUCUCCUAGGAAAGUGUCCUAGGUAAGUCUCCUCGUUAAGUCUCCUAGGUAAGUCUCCUCGUUAAGUCUCCUAGGAAAGUGUCCUAGGUAAGUCUCCUCUGUGUGAUAUCUGCUCUCAGCUUUAAAGACAGGCUGAGUGACAGGAUGAGAGUGAGGCGGUGAGUGGAUGAGAGUGAGGAGGUGACAGGAUGAGAGUGAGGAGGUGAGAGGAUGAGAGUGAGGCAGUGAGAGGAUGAGAGUGAGAGGAUGAGAGUGAGGAGGUGACAGGAUGAGAUUGAGGAGGUGAGAGGAUGAGAGUGAGGCGGUGAGAGGAUGAGAGUGAGGCGGUGAGAGGAUGAGGUUUCAGCUGCACAUGAAUCAAAGAGACGAUGAUCUGCUGAGAUCUCACAGGAUGAACUUGAACGAGGACGCUGAUCUUCAGACGAACAUCAGGAGGACACAUGGAAGUGUCUUUAAAAAGACCCUGGUCUGAAUAAUGCAGGGCUGUUAUCGUCAGAGUCAAACAUGACAGGAAGUAUCAUGUUUAAAUCAAGAUCUCAGGAUCACUUCAGGGUCAGAGCCAAACACCGAGGACUCUCCUGAGAGAUCCUCAUGUUUUCAUCACUGGUUCAACUUCAGUGUCUCUCUCUCUCUUUACUUUCUCGUGUUUUGUGUCACGUUUUUUUCUUCUUCUGUGGUUUGGACUUCCUUCAGCAGCUCCAGGUGUUUGUCGGCGUUUGGUUUUUUUUUCUGACUGACUCUCGGAUUAAAAAAUUCCCCCAAACUAAUCCAACGUUCACCUCCAAGUUCUCCCUAAACUGUGACAUGUUUCAGCGCCGAGGUGUUUCCUCUCAUUUCAGCAGCUGCCCUGUUUUAAUAUUCAUGUUGGGGGGGUGAGGGUGAGGGUGGGGGAGGGGGUGAGGCGGUGUGGGAGCUGAAGGGCAGCUCUCUGGCAGCUGCUCGGCGGUGCGUUUGUCGGGCGUCGGUGUGUUGGAGGAAAAGGUCACCUUACCUGCAGACGGACCUGCGGCGCUCUCACAGGUGGCUCCGCCUGCUGCUCCAGAUGUUUGUUUGUCCUCUUUAGCUUCCCGUAGACGUGGAGCGUGUCGACACGCCGUGACCUCAGCAGGAGGGAGAGGUCUGAUCUUCAGCUCCAAACACAUGUUCCUCAAACGUCCUCUUUUACUCUCCCUCAACUUUUCUGCUCAGUGUUUCUGCACUUUUUUAAACCCCAGAGUUUCACUGAUGAUCUGAACAGGAAGUACGCAGGAAAAAGACAAAAUAAGAGCGUGGCCCUAAAUCUAAAAAAGGGCCUGGGCUGUUUUUUUUUUUUUAAUUUCCAUAUUUAAAGGUGAAGUAGACAGGAAUCUGUUAAAGAAGCAUCUUUUUAUUUUGUGGUUUUACAAAAAAUCUUCUAAUAUCAGUCAAUAGUUAUUAGUUAUUGAUUAUUUGGUAAUAUAUCGAUAUCUCUGUGUUCUCUUAUGUCUGUGUCGUCAACAUUUGAACAUUUUUGAGCGGUCCGCUCUUUCUGACUGUAAACAAAGCCGUUCUCCACCUCCUCUAACCUGAUUGGUUGUGAGGCGGACGCUGCUCCCCCGUGUCGUUCAGGAGCCCAAACAAAGUUAGCGUGCUACAAUAUCGGACAGUAGAAACCAACCAGAAAGUUCGGAAAAUUGUCUGAAUCCUCCUUUGGCCACGACUGCCGACACAAGCAAGAAAACAAAGUAAAUACCGGAGACUCUGGAGGAAUAACGGGCGCUUAAAACGGAGGUAGACCGGACAAGAGCUAAAAAGCCGGGUCAACAUAAACCAUGGGGGACACUUGGGGAUCUUGGUGACCCUGUAACCUUUCUGCUGGACAGGUAAACCGCUUUAACAAAGUAAGACAAGUGUCUGUAACAGAAGUGUUUCUUGUCAAACGGACCUGCUGUAGCGUGUUGUAGCGCCAUCGCUAAACUGUCCUCCCUCGGGUCCUGGACUAUGUCACUUUAUCCUCGUUGUAGAAGUCCUGCAAACAUUGUGUUUGCUGGUAGUCUGUUGGCAUCUACAGUAGCACCAAUGCUUUUGACUUUCACCUUGACUGGGCCCCAUUUGUAAUGAUCUGAAGUAUUUAUCUGCUUUAUAUCUGAAUUUAACUGGAACGAUACGAGCGAGCAGGAGCGUCUGUUUGUGGGCGGGGCUUGAGGGGAGAGGAGGAGCUGAGGGGAAAACUGUUGGGAGGGGUAGAGUUUAUAUUCAAGAUUUCUCCUAAAAACUGGAACUAACUCAGAUCCUCAGAAACUUCCUACAUCUGAAUGAAACCAAAACGGAGGCUAUAUUAUUUGGCUGUAACCCAUCUGACUUCCCAGCCAAUUAUCUAGGCCCUCUCAUACAGAAUGUCCUUGCAUUGGUAAAGAACCUUGGCGUGACCUUUGACAGUAAUUUUAAACUCGACAAGCAAGUCAACUCUGUGGUUAAAAAUAGCUUUUAUCAACUGAGAACUCUGUCUAAGGUAAAGGGUUACCUCUCUCGAAGAGACUUAGAGACAGUUAUACAUGCUUUAAUCAAUUCAAGAUUAGAUUACUGCAACUCCCUGUAUGUUGGCUUGGAUCAAAACCUGCUCCAUCGACUUCAGCUGGUGCAAAAUGCAGCUGCCCGCCUCCUUACUGGGAAACGUAAAAGAGAACAUAUAUAACCCCUGUGCUUGCUUCUCUCCACUGGCUCCCAGUCUCUUUUAGAAUAAAUUUUAAGAUUUUAUUGUUUGUUUUUAAAGCUCUUAAUGGACUGGCCCCCGGGUAUUUGUCCGAGCUCUUACACAUUCAUGCCCCCGCUAGGGCACUGAGAUCUGCCAAUCAGCGGCUAUUGGUCGUCCCGAAGACUCGCCUAAAGAGUAAAGGUGACCGAACCUUUGGGGCGGCUGCUCCAAGGCUCUGGAACAGCCUGCCGUUCAGCCGAGUCGAUAGAGGUUUUUAAAUCCUCUUUAAAAACACACUUUUUCUCCCUAGCUUUUACCUAGCUCUUGAUUGGUAUUUUAUAUUUGUUUUUAUUUAUGGUGUAUUUGUAACUCAAUUUUACUUUGCUGUAUUUUAAUCUUGUAUUCUGUGUUUUUUUAUCAUAUUGUUUACUGUCUGUUUUAUGUAUUUUGCUGUGCCUUAUUGACCUGUACAGCACUUUGGUCAGCUUCGGUUGUUUUUAAAGUACUCUAUAAAUAAAGUUUGAGUUGAGUUGAGGUGAGGUGAAUAAAUGUUGGUUCAGUUGAUCUUCAGGACGGCUGCAGCUUUAAGAACUUCUGCUUGUUGGAGUUUGAGAGUCUAAAGUUCACAGUGACACUCCUCUUCCUGGAUUGUAAACAAGCUGGAUCCCCCCCCCGUCUCUCUCAGCUCACUCCACUCUGCACUCUCACUUCCUUGUUCCCUCCUCUUCCUUCCUCCCUCCCCUUCACUUCUACAGCCUAAAGGUUGGGUGUAACCUCCGUGUGCUGAGCUGAUCCUGCUGACUCACAUGUUGUUGAGAUAAGAGCUCAGACUAGUUUGACUUCUCAGGAAAUAAAACUCAGUCAGUCGUCGUCAACAGCGAGUGUUGAAAUGGCGCAGAAAGGAGUUCAUCUGGACCGUGAGUCUUUCUCUUGUUCCAUCUGUUUGGAUCUUCUGAAGGAUCCGGUGGCUGUUUCCUGUGGACACAGCUUCUGCAUGAGCUGUAUUCAAUCCUACUGGGAUAAAGAGGAUGAGAAGAAGAUCUACAGCUGUCCUCAGUGCAGAGAGACCUUCAGACCGAGGCCUGUCCUGAAGAAAAACAUCAUGUUAGCAGGUUUAGUGGAGGAACUGAAGAAGAGUGGACUCCAAGCUGCUCCUGAUGGUUCCUCUGAGGCUGGACCUGUCUCACAGGCAGUGACUGAUGUGGAUGUUUUACUGGUAGAACCAGAACCCAAGACCAGAGCUGAUUUCUUAAAAUAUUCACGAAGAAUCACACUGGAUCCAAACACGGCAAACAGAUGGCUGUUAUUAUCUGAUGGAAACAGAAGAGCAACAAUGACAACACAACUUCAGUCUUAUCCUGAUCAUCCAGACAGAUUCACUUUUUGGAUUCAGGUCCUGAGUAGAGAGAGUCUGACUGGACGUUGUUACUGGGAGGUGGAGCGGAGAAGGGGCGGGGUUUGGGUAGCAGUCGCAUACAAGACUAUCAGGAGAGACGGAGACUCAAAGUAUUGUAUAUUUGGAGGAAAUGACAAAUCUUGGAGGUUAGAGUGUUAUUAUGAGAAUUUGUCAAGUUAUCAUUUGAAAAGUUAUCAAUUUGUUCACAAGCAAGUCUUCACUCCUGUCCCAGUUCCUCCGUCCUCCAGAGUAGGAGUGUACCUGGAUCACAGCGCAGGUAUUCUGUCCUUCUACAGCGUCUCUGAAACCAUGACUCUCCUCCGCAGAGUCCAGACCACAUUCACUGAACCUCUACAUGCUGGACUGUGGUUCGGCUACUGUUUUGGAGACUCUGCUGAGUUUAUAGAAGUGAACUAAAGAGAAUUUUGAGUCCAUCAGACCAAAAUCAUGGACUGAGAUCCUUGAACUCUUGAAAUGUUCUGGUUUGUAAAUGUUUGUGGAUCAGUCUCACCAAAAACUCUGGGUUUAGUUCUUCAUUUCAACUUUUUCAUUCUUUUCUAAAGAUGCUGAUUUGGUCGCAGCUUUAAGGACAGUGAUUGUGGAGAACUUUGAUUGUUUGUAUUUCUCAUGUUGAAAAAUCUUCAUACAGUUUGAUAUCAACAACAUCAAGAUGAUGGUUUGUUCAAAUCACCUUCAGUUGGUGCAGAUGUUGAAGGUCUGAGACUUUAGAAAAAAGUGAGGUCAAAAUCACAGAAAAAGGACGACCUUAUUUCCUGUCCCAAAUCCAAGCGUCUAAAGUCUUUCCAGUCGUCCCCAAAAACUCUUCAGAUGAUCUGUUUCUUUCUCUGUUUGCUGAAUAUUUGUGUUCAUGUGAUCGAUGGAUAUUUCUGUCUGCUUCUGUUGGAUCAGUGUGUUUGUAAAGACAUCUAGAAUCAGACUUUGGACAGAUCUACAUGUUGUUAUGAGCUUUUCAAUCACUCUAAUAAUAAUAAUCACAUUUAUUAGUCCGACUGUUUGGAUGUUUCUGACUCAGCUCAGAUUGUGGUCAAGUCUCUGAUUGUGGGUAAAAAAGAAUAAAAAUCAUCAAACUGAGUCACUGAAAUCACCUCGUCUGUUUGUCUUUAUUGUGUCUGUUUCUGCUGGAGCAGAGAGGGAGGGGAGAGGAGGAGCUGAGGGGAAAACUGGUUGGAGGGGUAGAGUUUACAUUCAAGAUUUCUCCUAAAAACUGGAACUAACUCAGAUCCUGACUACAACACAUUUAAGGCUGUGAGGUGAGUGAAAAGUUGGGAUUUAGGAUCAGAUUUUUAAAAAAGAGUUUUUCAAAUGAUUUCCAAAGACAAUUUUCUCCCUUUCAAAAUAAAACUUCAACAUAAACAUUCAUUUUUACUGUAGUAAAAUGAAAAGGUAAAGGUGUUUUUAUUGAGCCGAAUUAUCAAUAAAAUCAUGAUUUUGUUAACACGUAUGGAUUUAUGUGCUGUUGAGUUAAUAUAUUUGAACAAGAGCACAGUAAAGUUAAAUCAGCUAAUUUUCCAAUGAGGUUCUGUUACCGAACGGAACUACACCAUGUUCUACUGAGGUUAGUACAUAUAGGGUCACAGACAUAGUACUAGACACCAAACAUCUUUUUAACUUUGACUCAUUUCUUUAGCAAAGAGACUAAACACAACUCACCUACUCUCUUCCAGCAGACACUUGUUUGUAGAGAGACCUCAGGCCAGUCCAUUACAGACUACAGCGGGGUGCCGCAGCUCAAAGAAGAACAUUUAUGAUCAUUUCUUCAUGGAAAUACAAUCAGACCGAGACGCUAAGACAGAAGAACUACCGCGUCUGUAAAAUGAUUAAUAUGGUGAUUAUUACUUCAAGGAAAUGAUAAAGAAAUGAUCAUAAAUGUUCUUCCUUGAGCUGUGGCACCCCACUGCACUCUGUGAUUGACUCAUCAGGGCUCACCAACAAACAAGCGGCCCUAAAUUAAUUUUACGCCGGAAUAUCCCUUUAAGACGGGACACUCUUUGACCCGCUGCUCUGUUCUCAGUCUUCAAAUAAAACCUUGGAAAGCUCGGGACGAAGCUUACGCCGGGUUCUCGUCUUGCUAUGUCCUCUUCCUGUUUGUGUCUUGGAAACCAUGGCGACUGAAUCCAGGUGUGAUACUUCUGAGCUGAAGGGGGUGAAUGAUGGACGGUAGUUUAAGAUGAAAAGAGUGAAGAUGAGCAUGAGACAGAGACCGGAGAACACGGGGAGACACACACACACACACACACACACACACACACCCUCCCUGUGUUUCAUGUAUUAGUCAUGUCUGCUGGAUGAUGAUUGGUCCUCCUCAGGUGUACGACAGGUAAAUAAUGGAAACUGUUUUUGGAGCGUCUUUGUCUCUGAACUCCACCUGAAGGCUUUUCAAAUUAAAACUCCACCCGCUGCUCUCUCUCUCUCUCUCACACAGGCUCUCUGCCUCGCUCGCCCUCUUUAUUUGUCUGUGUACCUGGAGGGUGAUUCUGAAACAAACACAGUAAACACACCGGAGAACCUCAGACCCAGGACUACAGUCAGACCAGGUCCAGUCCAGACUCCUCAGACCUUCACGCUCAUUAUCAGCAGUUUCUCUCUGAUCCAAAAUAACAAACAGGAG
Messenger RNA from Xyrichtys novacula (pearly razorfish), 9523 nucleotides. NCBI's taxonomy places the organism in Eukaryota, Metazoa, Chordata, Actinopteri, Labriformes, Labridae. The record is from the annotation of a GenBank genome assembly.